Liolophura sinensis is the source of this 1722-nucleotide messenger RNA. RefSeq names its product toll-like receptor 13. The coding region runs from base 1 to 1722 and encodes 573 amino acids. The transcript is spliced from 2 exons. Gene Ontology annotation, biological process: signal transduction; inflammatory response. Lineage: Eukaryota; Metazoa; Mollusca; Polyplacophora; Chitonida; Chitonidae. Gene Ontology annotation, molecular function: protein binding; signaling receptor activity. The record is from RefSeq and is a predicted model, not a curated record. Gene Ontology annotation, cellular component: plasma membrane.
AUGGGUGUGCGCAGUGCGCCUCAGGAAAUGAUGAUCGUCUUGUUAAUGUGCUUAGGUGUUUCCGCAGUGGCUGGUCGGCCUUGUGACUUCUACACAUCCCUGAAUUUCCUAAACUGCAGCUCGCGUGGACUCUUUUUUGUGCCUGCAGAAAACCCCCACUUUAACGAUUCCCAGGGAAUCGAUCUUAGCCACAACUCAAUAGAGAAAAUAACAGGCGGAGAAUUUUCGAAAUCGUCGGGGCUGAAGUAUUUGGAUCUGUCGUACAAUAAUAUAACGGACCUGGGUUCAAAAGCAUUUCGAGGACUUGACAAUUUGGUCACCUUGAAUUUUUCGGGCAAUUACGUUCAUCUCAGUUCAGAUGUGAUCACGCCAGAGCUGUUCGAGCCUCUGGUGUCUCUGGAAGAGAUACGCAUUCAAGAGAUCGUCCCCAUGACGACAUCAAAGUGGAAAGGUGUAGAUGCCGCUUUUGGGAAACUAGAAAAUUUAAGACGAUUUAUUGCGUAUAACAACUUUGGUAACUGUAGAGGCCCCAUGCUUAAAGGCCUUGACAAUUUAACUGAAAUCGACCUGUCAGGAAUAAGAUGUUCGCGCAUGAGCAGGGAUUUCUUCCUUCAUUUACGAAAAUUAAAGAAACUUUCCUUGUCAAAUUCUCACGGGUUGGACUUUUCAAGUUCUUCACUGACAUAUUUUGACCUACUUGAUACCUUGGAGAGCAUCGACCUAUCCGGCAACAAAAUAACCGAACUGCACCCACGCCUUUUUCAAGACAAUCGAAAUCUUAUGAAAAUCAAUCUGGCGAAUAACAAGCUGAACCGUCUUCCCAAGGCCUUGUUCCAAAUCGCCCAACUAAAGAAAUUGGACUUAUCCGCCAAUGCCUUUACCUACCUCCAGAGUGACGAAAUGGCGUUGAUUGAUGGUUGGAUCACCAGAGCCAGGAUACAAGAUCCUUUCUCGCUGAUCCUGGCUAGGAAUCCUAUACAGUGUACUUGCGACACCGUUUUGUUUAUCCGCUGGAUUGUUUUGAGGAAAAUAAACCUAGAUCAUCCAGACAACUACACGUGCCUUCUGUCCAACGGAUCACAAUUGGCGAUCUACAAAUUUAGGAGAGACAUGAGAAAUUUCGAAGUCAAUUGCGUUAGUUCCACUUACAUAAUAAUAUCAGUGGUGGCAAUUUCUACGAGUUUGAUCUUAAUUUUGUCUCUGGCAGGAAUGUAUCGCUACCGUUUAAAUCUAAGGUACUGGCUGUACACGAGACUGAAGCCUCCGAAAGACAUGUUUUCUGGUGUCGAGUACGUCUUCAACGCUUUUGUAGCCUACACCCAUGAGGAUAGAGAGUGGGUAAAACAACAGUUACGACCAAAACUCGAGCUACAUGAGGAUCCUUUCAAGCUAUGCAUCCACGACAGAGACUUUUUACCUGGAAGACCGAUUCACGAGAACAUCGUGGACAACAUUAGGCAAAGUCGUAAAGUCCUACUGAUUAUCAGCACGCAUUUCUUGGAUUCGACCUACGGUCCCCUUGAAAUUGAAUACGCUGGCAUGAAAUGCUUGGACGAGGGUAGAGAUGACAUCAUAGUGUGUGUGCUGAUGGAGGAAAUUCCGGUUCGCCAGAUGCCGAGGGCGCUUAGAAAUCUCUGGCACAAGAUCACUUUUUUAAAAUGGAACUUUGAUCCGGAACAUCAGGCGAUUUUCUGGGGGAGACUAUCUGAUGCCUUACGCUAA